This is a messenger RNA of Enterobius vermicularis (human pinworm), 498 nucleotides long. Lineage: Eukaryota; Metazoa; Nematoda; Chromadorea; Rhabditida; Oxyuridae. The record is from the annotation of a GenBank genome assembly.
AUGACGUGUUGCAGAGAUCCUGCAUAUCAGUGCGAGGAUAACAAAAGUUCACAUCUCAACUGUACAGGAAUUGCUGAAUUUGGUGGCUGUGUUACCGAAGUACCAUGGAUUGCAUUGAUGUUACAAAAGGAAUGUCCACAUUCGUGUGGUUUAUGUGAAGUUUCAUUCUGCGCUGAUAAGAGUGAAAUGUGUCCUUUGUUGGCGGAAAUAUGUAACCACAAAAUCCAUGAAGCUGCUGCCAGUAAUAACUGCGCUGACAGCGCUCCUGAAUGCCAUGGAAUUCGAAAUCUAUGCCACGUACCGGAAUUCGCUGGAGUUAUGAAGGAAAAAUGCAAAAGAACUUGCAAUUUUUGUGAAGUCGAUACCACCCAUAAAACAGCAUGUAAAGACUCCAUGAUGAGUUGUCCUUUGUGGGAUCGAAUUGGUUUCUGCGCAGAUAAAGGAUACACCGUACAACAGAAGCGUUACUACUGCAUGAAGACGUGUGGCUACUGCUAA